Messenger RNA from Oncorhynchus tshawytscha (Chinook salmon), 2047 nucleotides. RefSeq names its product carbonic anhydrase 6-like. Lineage: Eukaryota; Metazoa; Chordata; Actinopteri; Salmoniformes; Salmonidae. Bases 87 to 1685 code for a protein of 532 amino acids. Gene Ontology annotation, molecular function: carbonate dehydratase activity; zinc ion binding. The record is from RefSeq and is a predicted model, not a curated record. The transcript has 11 exons.
AGAGAGAGAGAGAGAGAGAGAGAGAGAGAGAGAGAGAGAGAGAGAGAGAGAUAGAGGUGUUUUGUGUCAAGAGGAUUUCCUUUGAAAUGGAGUGCUUCAGUUUUUUCGUUCAGUUGAUGUUGGUAAGCGUUGCCUCUGCCGGGAUAGAUGGAAUACAUUGGACAUAUACAGAAGGGGCCCUGGACCAAGUGCACUGGGCGGAGAACUAUCCUGCGUGUGGUGGUCGGAAACAGUCCCCCAUUGACAUCCAGAGGCAGAACGUGCGACACAACCCCCACAUGAUACAGCUGGAGCUCACCGGAUAUGAUGCUCAGAAGGGUAACUUCCUCAUGAAAAACAACGGACACUCAGUUGAAAUCGUCCUCCCUCCCAGCAUGGUGAUCACCAAGGGUCUCCCCGGGCACUACACGGCCGUCCAGAUGCACCUCCACUGGGGCGGCUGGGACUUGGAGGAGAGCGGGGCAGAGCACACCCUGGACGGCAUCAGAUACAUGGCAGAGCUCCACGUUGUCCAUUAUAACUCUGAUAAGUACAAGAGCUUUCAAGAGGCCAGCGACAAGCCGGACGGACUGGCAGUUCUAGCCUUCUUCUUCGAGGAUGGACAUUUUGAGAACACCUACUACAGCGAUUUCAUCAACAACCUGGAAAAAGUGAAGUACACAGGCCAGUCCCUGAACAUAUCCACCCUCAACGUGCGUUCCAUGCUACCUGAGAACCUGAACCAUUUCUUCAGGUACCAGGGCUCUCUCACCACCCCUCCCUGUUACGAGAGCAUCCUGUGGACCGUGUUUGACACUCCCAUCACCCUCUCUCACAACCAGAUCAGGAAGUUGGAAAGCACUCUGAUGGACAUGGACAAUAGGACCCUGUGGAAUGAUUACCGCAUGGCCCAACCUCUCAACGACCGCGUGGUCGAGUCCUCCUUCCUGCCUGGCCUGAGGAAAGCCACUUUCUGUCGCCAUGAUGAAAUAGAAUCAAAGCUCCUGAAGAUCGAGGGUCUGAUAACUUCUCUUGGAAACCACAUACGUUCAAGUGCAAUUGGGGAUGCAAGGCCUUCCGAACAUGAGCCCCGAGUGAUGUCUCCCCUAGUGCUCCACUUCCCAGAGAGGAACACCGAGAGCUAUGCCCUGGCCCACCUGGCUCACUCCAUGGACCUGCACUCCUUCACCGCCUGCAUGCACCUGAGGACGCGCCCUGGAGAGAUACACACUGUCCUGUCAUACUCCAGCCAGGGCAACGACAACGAACUGUUGAUCACCGUGGGAUAUGAGGUGGGUCUGUGGAUCGGCAACGAGUUUGUCAACCUGCCCCACAACUUCCACUCCCAUGACUGGGUCAACUACUGUGUCACCUGGUCGUCCCACUCCGGGGGGGCUGAGCUGUGGAUCAACGGAGUGGUGGGGGAGGAGCAGUACCUCCGGAGAAGAUACACAGUCAGCCCAGCAGGGGUCUUCAUCCUGGGGAAGGACCAGGACGGCUUCCUGGGAAUCUCUGACACGGACGCCUUCGUGGGUCAGAUGACGGAUGUCAACGUGUGGGACUACGUUUUGAACUCGGCUGAGAUCCGGGAACAGAUGUCCUGUGAGGACACCGCCUCUCCCAGGGGGAAUGUGUUUAGCUGGGGGGUCACACCUCUGAGUCUCUAUGGAGGGGUGCAGCUGGAGACCGACUACAGGUGUCACUGAGGGGAGGGGUGCAGCUGGAGACAGACUACAGGUGUCACUGAGGGGAGGGGUGCAGCUGGAGACAGACUACAGGUGUACUGGGUGGUGUUCAGUAGGGCACAACGUAGCAAAACGCAUUGAAACGGAGAAUAAAAUAUAAAUGAUGUCUGGUCAAUAUAUCAAAUCUAUCCUUUACUGCUAACUAUUGAGUAUGAAGGAUAUCUCAUCUAUUGGAGACAUGGGUAACGGGCUCAGUAUAACAAUGUUUAUUGUAUAAGGGAGGGGAAUCGCAGCAGAUCUCUGAAUGUCCGUGUGGGCUCAGAGCAUCAACAAACCAUCGUAUUCGUAUCUUUUGUUUUCUUAAUAAAGUUCUAUAUUAAGCA